This is a messenger RNA of Pseudozyma hubeiensis SY62, 1662 nucleotides long. RefSeq lists its product as hypothetical. The record is from RefSeq and is a predicted model, not a curated record. Bases 1 to 1662 code for a protein of 553 amino acids. The transcript has a single exon. NCBI's taxonomy places the organism in Eukaryota, Fungi, Basidiomycota, Ustilaginomycetes, Ustilaginales, Ustilaginaceae.
AUGCUCAACUACGCCGAGUACUAUCAGAAUGGCAAUGUGAGUACAGCAGUCAGCCUUCGCCGUUCAGUGAAUCUUCGUUCUGGAGCUGAUGGAUUCGUAAUUGCUGGCCUGACUGUACAGUUCCAAUUGUCGGUCACCCUCAACUUUGAGACCAACGUCUCGGCGCAGAAGCUUCGACAACGCUUUGGCUUGGCGGUCUGGGCCGUCAGAGGCUUUUUGCCAGAGCUCGGCAUGUGGACGACAACCACGUCCACCGAUGGCUCUCUGGAUCUUGACCACGUCACCUUCACAGCAUUGCAGACCGCUGACGAGGCUCAAGAAUGGAUCCAAGACACCGCCAUCGUCGUCGACGAUGGUACCACCACUGAGGAGCUGAUGAACUACAACUCGAACCAUCGCAUCGAGCCUCCUGGAAAGCAAUUCCGUGUCUAUCUCGUUCUGAAUCCACGUCGAGGAUCGCCCUCGAUCGUGUUGAAUGCCUCUCACGUCCUCAACGGUCAUCGAGCUCAUGUUCAAUGCUGCGCUAUCUUGGAAGCAAUGAUGAGUGACAAGCUCGUUUCGCUCCUAGAGGCAACUCCAGACCCGCGUCUGGCACUUGGGGCCCUCUUUGCCCCCGAGGAUGUAUCGAAGGUUCUUGGCAAGCUGCCCAUCAGCCUCGAUACCGCCUACCAGGAACGAUUCAAACCGACGGAAACCGACCUCGAUGUAGGCAUGGAGAAGCUUGGCGAGCGGCUCACCAACAGCGCGCUGCCGACGAUCGGCGUCCCUCGCUUCGAAUCUCCAGCAAAGAGCCCCGAGUAUUCGCUCGGCAAUGCCCACGGCCAACCGAUGACCAUGCUCAAUCUGAAGAGGGAGAUGGAUUUCAACGAGUAUCGCAAAGUGAGACAGGCGCACAAGAAGCUCGGCAUCACCGUUCCCUCGUUCGUCUACGCGUGCAUCGUCAACAGCAUUGAUCGACGCUGCAAGGCGAGCACGGCCCAAGACGACGAGACGCCAGGGGCACAUUUAGCCUACUCUGCGCACGCCAGUCGCUGGUUCCCCGCCGAGACAUUCAUGAGUCGCUCUCCCGUCAACAUGGCCAUCGUCCCCGGAUCCGGCUACAUUUCUCCACACGAGCUUCGAUCGGAGCAACGCGGGCGUGAUCUAAGCUUGAAUGAGCUGAUCGCGCUGUCAAAGACGAUCCGACAAAGGCAAGAGGCAUUUCUCGCCAGCCCGCAUAUCGUGUCUACGUUGGAGCAGGUGGCUGACGAAGUCUCCCGGAACAUCGCAGAGACGGCCAGCAAGCAGCAACAGGCCGGCACAGAUCCGCUCGUGGCUCUCUGUCAAAACUCUCCCGCCAUCUGUCCGCCUACCUUGACAUCGCAGGGUGACAACGUCUUCAACCGGCUCUUCACAGCCAAGGGUGGCUCGUUGGAAGGCAGGCCAGCCAACCUCGAGGGAGACUACAUCUACGUCAACAGGGGCUAUAUCAGCGGUCGAACCACGGAUGCCACCGUCUGCUUCGCGCUGCUCGGUUUCGGUGGCGUGUUGUCGCUUGCAGGUCACUUUGACUCGCGCUUCUUCGACGCCAAGCUCGUCGAUGCAAUUCUGGAUGACGUGUGGAAGAAUUUGCGAGCAAUCGCUGCAACCGUCGCCGAAGAAGAGCGCGAGGCCAAGCUCUAA